Triticum turgidum subsp. durum (durum wheat) is the source of this 801-nucleotide messenger RNA. Lineage: Eukaryota; Viridiplantae; Streptophyta; Magnoliopsida; Poales; Poaceae. The record is from the annotation of a GenBank genome assembly.
AUGGCAAAGAUCUCCAAGUCCUUUGCUCACAUUUUUCUCAAGGCCGCUGAGAUUUUCUGCUGGUUUCUUGGAGUAGGUUUUCCCAUGUUUGUGCUAGUUCUUGCACUCACUAGCUUUGACUCCACCCAUGCAUCUUCCACAGCCCCCAGCCCUAGUCCUCCCUCCCAUGCUAGUACUUGCGACGUAGAUGCAUUGCAGCGCAACAUCUCCAUUCUCCUGCGUUAUCUAGUUAGCCUCAUACUAACCUCCUUGCUGCUGAUGGCGUUCGUCCGGGCUGUCGCCGAGGCGGCAUCCAAGGAUCACGAGCGCGUGGCCGCCAAGGAGGACGCGUACUACAAGGCCGCAUGGGAGGAGGUGGAGCGGGUCAAGAACGCGCUCCAAACCGCCGAGGAGAACAACCUCAAGCGGAUCGAUGAUGCGCCGGACAACCGUCUAGUCCCCGGCGUCGACCUACGGGAGGACGCCGUAGAAGACCAGGAUCCCGUCUCUCCAGAGAGGGAGGUGCAUACUCUCAAGGUCGAGUUGACGGACGCCACCGACAAGGCUCUGUUCGCACUGCCAAAGGAAGGUAUUGCUCGCCUUGAUGGGUGGUGGAAAAUCUUUGUGCGUGGGGCUUUUCUCUUGGCUGUGGGUUGCUCUUUCGGGGCCGCGGUGAUCGCGUCUUUGGCAUUCUACUCCUCCCUACAGAUAAAGCUGCAUUGCGUGAGGGGUCCUGCGGAGAUCUUCACCUUCGUGAUUGUGGGAGCUGUUUCAACAGCUGUGCAUGUCUUCUUUGCUUGGGUAGCCAUUAGCCAGGAUUGA